Messenger RNA from Tetrahymena thermophila SB210, 783 nucleotides. RefSeq names its product transmembrane protein, putative. The transcript is spliced from 2 exons. The record is from RefSeq and is a predicted model, not a curated record. Lineage: Eukaryota; Ciliophora; Oligohymenophorea; Hymenostomatida; Tetrahymenidae.
AUGAUAUUUGUUACAAAAAACAUCUAAAGAGAAAAUUUAAAUUCUAGUUCAAAAAUUAUUAUUUUUAUUCAUUUUUCAAAAAAUUAUAAUAAAUUAUAUAAAAUUAUACAAAAAUCUUCAAUCAAAGAUUAAAAAUAUAAAAUCUAUUUCAAGUCAUCUCAUAAAGUCUUCAUCCUCACAGAUUUUUAUCUCAUUACUCAAACCUACUAACCCAAAAUAACUAACCUCCUUAUUACUUAACUACUUGGCUUAACAAACCUAUUUUCUUACUAUUAAAUCGAACUAGAAACUAAUCAUUAAAUAUAUCGCAUAAGAAUUCUAUUAACAAUAAACAGUGAGUCAGUAAGUCAAUCACAUAACAUACAUUCGAUUAAAAAAAAUAUCAGUUUAGUUCGUCCUCCCUCUAAAAUAUUAAAAGAAGAAGAAAAUAUUAUUAUUUUCUUUUUUUAUUUUAUUAUAUAAACUCUUCUUCUGCUUCAACUUACUUAGAAUUUACUUAUGUUUAAGAUCUCAACUAAAUCAAUUUAUUUUUAAUUUUAUAUUAAUAUAUUUAUAUUCACUAUCAUUUAUUUUAAAAUUUAUUUCAAGUUUUAUAAUUUUAUAUCGGUUAAACUACUUUAAACUAUGUUUUAAUACAUCAUAUCAUCAUUACUUAAAGGUCUAAUUUUAAUAUUUAACUCAUUUAUAUUGUCUUUAAUAAUUACAUUUAUUUUUUAAAAUUCCUUAUUUCAAAUAAACAAACAAAUAAAGAAGCAAGCUCCUUAAUCAAGUAUUUUAAUUUGA